UUCUGGUCUUUCAAUCCUUUUUGUUGAUCCAAUGGAUUUGCAAUACUACCAAAAGAUUUGCCGUGGCAUGGAAAAAAGUUUUUUAUUUAUUAAAAAAAUAUUUAAUGUUGAGAUGUUUAGACGAGGACUUGGAAGUUUUGACCAUAGAUGAUCGGAAAUUAUUUGAAAGUUGUAAAUACUUGGUAGAGUUAGCAACAGAAGCGGAAUCGAUUGAACAUAGAGGGCGAAAACAACGGACAAAGAGCAGCUGGUUUCAACGGAUGGAAGCGGAUCUAAUCUGGGAUAGUGGUGAAGAAUCUACUGCGCAAAAGGAUGUUACAGACGAUGUCGACUGGAAUCAAAAAAAAAUGGACAGGAAAUUGAAGCAAAUUGAAACGACUAUUCGAAAGAUGCUGCAGUCAUUCACACACUCAAAUUUAUAUAACGAAAACAACGAACAUGAAUUAGAGGACAAACACAAUGAAGAUGCUAAAGAACGAGUGAGGAAACGUAUGAAACUUGAACGUGGCAAAAACAAGUGGUUAAAGAAACGGCCAAAACUUAAAUAA
Meloidogyne enterolobii is the source of this 548-nucleotide messenger RNA. Lineage: Eukaryota; Metazoa; Nematoda; Chromadorea; Rhabditida; Meloidogynidae. The record is from the annotation of a GenBank genome assembly.